CGCCGCCCUCUGGAGAGCGCCUGGGAGAGGCUGGUGUGAAGAGCCGCAUUUCAAUGAGGGCCGGGCUAAUGCAAAUCACUGCAACCGGCAGCAGCAGAAGAAAAGCGAAGCAGCUGCAGCCCGGGCUCCCCAGCAGCGCGCUACAGCCAGGGGAGGCGUAACAAAGGCAGCGGAGCCGCUUUCUGCGGCAACUACUGCGCCUGCAGCCGGGUGGUCGAGGGGGGGAGGGGGGAGCCUCCGCUCCUUGGCCGCUUCCCAUUCCGAGCCGCCGCCUUCCCUCCGCGCCCCGCCGGCAGGUCUGAGCGAGGAGGUGCCCGCCAGGCUGCGGAGAACAGGUUGAACUUCAAGAUGUCCCUUGGGAGAGAUAUGGAGCUGGAGCAUUUUGAUGAGCGUGAUAAAGCGCAGAGAUAUGGCAGAGGGUCCCGGGUAAAUGGUUUACCCAGCCCUACUCACAGUGCCCACUGCAGCUUUUACCGAACCCGUACUCUACAGACCCUGAGUUCUGAGAAAAAAGCCAAGAAAGUUCGUUUCUAUCGUAAUGGAGACCGGUAUUUCAAAGGGAUUGUAUAUGCCAUCUCCCCUGACCGGUUUAGAUCCUUUGAAGCUCUCCUGGCUGAUCUGACCCGAACUCUGUCCGACAAUGUGAAUCUGCCCCAAGGAGUGAGAACAAUCUACACAAUUGAUGGCUCCAAGAAGAUUACCUCCUUGGACCAGCUAGUAGAAGGAGAAAGUUAUGUAUGUGGUUCCAUAGAACCCUUCAAGAAACUGGAGUACACAAAGAAUGUAAACCCAAACUGGUCAGUGAAUGUUAAGACAACUUCUACUUCUCGUUCAGUGCCAUCUCUUGCCACUGCUAAAGGAGGUGCUCCAGAUACAAAAGAGAAUAAGGAUUUCAUUAGACCUAAACUGGUCACUAUCAUCAGGAGUGGAGUGAAGCCGCGGAAGGCAGUCCGAAUUCUGCUCAACAAGAAGACAGCACAUUCAUUUGAACAGGUUCUUACUGAUAUAACCGAUGCCAUCAAGCUGGAUUCAGGGGUGGUUAAACGCUUAUACACGCUAGAUGGAAAACAGGUGAUGUGCCUUCAGGAUUUUUUUGGUGAUGAUGACAUUUUUAUUGCAUGUGGACCAGAAAAGUUCCGUUACCAGGAUGACUUCUUGCUGGAUGAAAGUGAAUGUCGGGUGGUGAAAUCCACUUCCUAUACCAAAAUAGCAUCGACUUCACGUAGGAGCACCACCAAGAGCCCAGGCCCAUCCAGACGCAGCAAGUCUCCAGCUUCUACUAGCUCAGUGAAUGGAACCCCUGGUAGCCAGCUUUCUACUCCCCGCUCUGGGAAGUCUCCAAGCCCAUCUCCCACCAGCCCAGGAAGCCUACGGAAACAGAGGAGCUCCCAACACAGUGGCUCCUCUACCUCAUUAGCAUCCACCAAAGUUUGCAGCUCUAUGGAUGAAAAUGAUGGACCUGCAGAAGAAGUGUUGGAGGAAGGUUUCCAGGUUCCAGCAUCGAUAGCAGAGCGAUAUAAAGUUGGAAGGACUAUAGGAGACGGAAAUUUUGCUAUUGUGAAGGAGUGUAUAGAAAGAUCAACUGGUAGAGAAUAUGCUCUGAAAAUAAUCAAAAAAAGUAAAUGUAGAGGAAAAGAACACAUGAUCCAAAAUGAAGUAUCUAUUUUAAGACGAGUCAAGCAUCCCAAUAUUGUUCUUCUGAUUGAGGAGAUGGACAUGCCAACUGAGUUGUACCUUGUCAUGGAACUUGUAAAGGGAGGAGAUCUUUUUGAUGCUAUCACUUCCACCAACAAAUAUACAGAGCGGGAUGCCAGUGGGAUGCUUUACAAUCUGGCCAGUGCCAUCAAAUAUCUUCACAGCCUGAACAUUGUCCACAGGGAUAUCAAGCCGGAGAAUCUACUGGUUUAUGAACACCAAGAUGGAAGCAAGUCCCUGAAGUUAGGGGACUUUGGCCUAGCAACAAUUGUGGAUGGACCUUUAUAUACUGUUUGUGGGACCCCAACAUAUGUAGCUCCAGAAAUCAUCGCUGAAACUGGAUAUGGAUUGAAGGUGGACAUCUGGGCAGCGGGUGUGAUUACUUACAUCCUGCUCUGUGGAUUUCCUCCAUUCCGUGGAAGUGGAGAUGAUCAAGAAGUACUUUUUGAUCAGAUUUUGAUGGGACAGGUGGAUUUUCCAUCUCCAUAUUGGGAUAAUGUUUCUGACUCUGCAAAGGAACUUAUCACAAUGAUGCUUCAAGUAGAUGUAGAUCUGCGGUUCUCAGCCUUGCAAGUUCUUGAGCAUCCAUGGGUUAAUGAUGAUGGCCUUCCAGAGAAUGAACAUCAGCUCUCAGUAGCUGGGAAGAUAAAGAAGCAUUUCAACACAGGCCCUAAGCCGAACAGCACAGCAGCUGGAGUUUCUGUCAUAGCACUGGACCACGGGUUUACCAUCAAGAGAUCAGGGUCUUUGGACUACUACCAACAACCAGGAAUGUAUUGGAUAAGACCACCGCUCUUGAUAAGGAGAGGCAGGUUUUCCGACGAAGACGCAACCAGGAUGUGAGGGGACGUUACAAGGCACAGCAAGCUCCACCUGAACUCAACUCCGAAUCGGAAGAUUAUUCACCAAGUUCAUCUGAGACUGUUCGCUCACCUAACUCACCCUUUUAAUAAAACACUUUUACUCAAAAGUCUUGGCUUUAACCCUUUGAGACCCUGAAACUUCUUCAGACCUGUGUGGAAUGAUUACAACUGAUAUAUCCAGCAGUAUAGGCUGGGAUGGUGGAACACAAAAGGGUGCUCACAAAAUCUUUGUAAGAAUAAUUUCCUAAUUGAUUGAAAUACUUGUUCUCUGUUUAGAUUGCAACUUGCUGCUAAUAUGAUCCUCAAAGGGUUAAGGCUAUUUUGCUUUUUUAUUUAAAGAUAGAAGCAGUGAAUGUUUUCAUCAGUGGAGCUAGGAACUGCAGUAUGUAAUUUUAGCACAUGUUAACCCUCUGAGUAAAUGAUCAACUUAAAUUUUGACAACCCACAUUAGGGUUUUAUUCUGGCUUUUUUGCUUUUAUACGCACAUAUCUUUUAUAGUAUCCUGAAGUUCCUUGCCAGUUUCUGGCCAAAAAUAUAUGAACUGUACUAUUGUUUAGGAGUUACAGAUAUAGGCUUAAAAAUGAAAAUAAAAUUAAACAAAUGGUAUCUUCUUCAGUAGCUCAUUCUAAAUCUGCAUCGUACUUCCACAGGGAGUGACUGUCAUUGGAAGACAUUAUGCAGGCUAAAUGGGAAAUUCAGUUUAGGAUAUCCUCAUGGUUUACAGAAGAUGACAUGAUGAUGGCCACAAAAGGUUGCUUCCAUAUAGUUUGCUCCUAAUGACAAUGUCGAGUCUUGGAAAGUGGCUUGAGGACACGUUCUGUCAUGUAAUAGUAUGUAAUGAUCCAGUUGAGAAGUUCCUGGUUCCUUUGUGUCACAUUCAGAAAUGUGCAGGCAUCCUCUCAGCACAACCUGGCUAUUCCAGCAGAGUCAUUUUAAAGGAUUAAUACUGAUGAAUGGAAGAUAGCUAGAGUACUUCCAAAUCAGGGAAAAUACAAGUCAUUUAAUAUAUAUGUAAACCCUAAACUGAAUUAGCAGAAGUUUUGUGUUAAAAUGGAGAAACUAAAAAUGAUUCACCAGUUCUAUUUGUAAUAUUUAAUAAAAUGGGCAUUUACACAGAGUAUAUAUAUUUCUAGUUUGUUAAAACCUCAACACAGCAUUAUAGCUUUUUAUUUGACCGUUAUCCUAAAGUUGGCUUCUAUAAAAAUACUACACUGUGUAGACUUUUGCUUCAGAUGUGAUAAUUUGAAAAAAAAAUAAAUGAUACGGCUCAAAAUUUCACUUGAAUGAAAAAGUCAACUUUCAAAAUCAUGUUCUAAAAUAAAAAAUAACGUGGUGAAAUUUAUAGUUGCUCUUAUUACUCAUAUAAAACGGAACUUUUCUCCUCUAAAGUUAAAGUUUUCUCAUAGUGUUUUUUUUAAAAGUCACAUAAAUGUGGUUUCCUCUCUCUCUUUCUUUCUUCCUUUCAUAUCAUACAACUCAAAGUAUCAAUAUGCUAUCCAAAAUGAUAUGCAGUUUUUCUGCUUUUUCUGGGAAGCAUAAAUAAAUUUUGCAGGAACAAGGCUAGUUGCUCACAGUAUUGUUCCCAUUCUGAGUUGUGUUUGCUCAUGGAACUGUCCAUAUGGCAGCAAAUGUGUACCUGCAACUUGUUGGAGCUAGUGUAAAGCUCUUUUGCACUUCUAGUUGGAACUAUCUAGUUGGAAGUUGAACUGUAUUUCAAGAAACACUGGAAUUCUGUUUUUCUGUCCUACAAAAUGCAUCUUUCAUUACCUCAGACAUGAAAAUUUAUAUAUUAAAAACGUGGAAUAUUUUAAACACAGGAAUUUCAUCUUGUGAGCCUUCACACAAGUGGUACAAGUAGUUAACUUUUUUAUUUUUUUUAAUUCACCCAAUACUAAAAAUCUUGAAGUGAGAUGCUUAGUACAGACAAGUUCUCUAGGCUUCCUUGGUAAUACAGAGAGAGAUGAACAUUCCAGGUUUGAUUCAUCUCACCUGCCAUGGGCAUGCAUUUUAGGCAGGACUCGUGUUUUGAUUAACCUAUUGGUCUCACUGCAUGGACUGUAGAAGGAACUGCUGGUGGAAGCUUAUAUCAGACACCAAGUUUCAGAUUACGAGUUUAGUGGAAAGUCAUCUAAGUCAUCAGGAAACUGAUCUCUGAAUGUAUGUCCAAGGGCAGAAGGCCUGUGCAUGGACUCAGUUACUCUGUCUGGAACCUGAGUAACAACAUCUUAACCCAAGUGAAGCAAAUAAGCACCUUGUUGGAGAAUUCCACUGGGGUAGAAGGUGAAGGGACCUAGGAACUGCCAUACAAAUGCCCUAAGAUUUUAGGUUUUGGCAUCUGUGUCAGAUCCUUGACUAUGACUAUCCAACCCUAGUCACACUGAAGAGAGAAGAUGCUCAGUAAAUGGGGCACAACCACUGCCACUGUAGUGUUAAUGGUUGUAAUUAGGUAACAUUUGGAUAGGACAGGGAUUAUUUUUCCAUAGAAUCAAACCCUCAGACAAGGUAAAGCCUUCCUUGCCACUUACCUACACUAAUUUACAGUAGGUCAGGAUCUGGCACACGUUUUUCCAGCUCUGGUCUUCCCAUAUUAUAUCACAGCCUUCCCUUUAGAAGAGAUACAAUUCAGCCAUGUAAUGCAAGACAUACAUGUGGUAAUAAAAAAGAGUCCAUUAAUACCACAUGCUCCUUGACUAUUGUGAAAAUUUGGAAGUCUUAAAGCAAGGGAUGAUGUUCAUUCUUCUUAAUUAGAGAGGGAAGUCAGGAGAAAAAAAAUAUGCUUCACCUUAUGCAGGAGAAAUAUUAUUCAAAAGGCCAUCUGGGAUUUUCCUAUCACCUUUGCUUUGCUUUGGAAUACAGGAUUAUCAUUAAAAUAAGAUGUUUGGCUCCUUCAUCUUACACCAUCUUGUACUACUUAAAAUGUAUGUAAAAAAAAUCCUAGAUCCUGAAAAUCCCACUCAUACCCAACAUUUUGUAUGUUUCUGAUCUUUAGUUCAUGUUUUAUGAACAUAACUAUAAAAAUAUUUUUAAAGUUAUUUUUAGGUCUGUGAGGGACUGGGUUUCAAAAUGUUGAUAGCUUAUUUAAGACUUCAAGAAAAGGUAUCUGAAUAUUUGAACUGUUUUAAAGGACUUUGCAAUCAUGGGUUUAAAUAUAUCCAUAUACCCAUAUAUAUAUUUUAGUAUAACCAUAUAUAUAUGUAUAUGUAUGUAUGGUUUCAUGGAAGUAAUAGUGGCUUAGGCUUGUUUGGCAGUGACUGCCCUUUCUUUCAAUCUAACCUCUGAAUUCCUGAGGGUAAGUGAAGACAGAAUAUGUGGCCCAAAAAAAUAUUGGAAGCACCAAUGAGAAAAAGAAAUCAAACAUAAUACACUAUUUCUAAUGUGAUAAUCUGGGAGAGCACAUAGCACACUGUGGUCAUUUUACUCUAAUAUGCACCAGUCCUUCUGACUUCUUUCUUCAUUUCCCUUUUGAAUUUUUAAGCAUUGUAUUGCUGCUAAGUGUGACAACAAUUGCUUUUUUAAAUACUUAUUAUGUAUACAAGGCCAGCUUCCUCCCACCAAGCCUGUGUAGUUAGCAGAGACGGAUGGCAAUUGUGGUAGGCACCAUCUAUCACCAAGGAGAUGGAGAGGAACACUUCCAAAGGGUGAUUCAGGUCAUCUAAUGUUUCAUCUCUGGAGAUGCCUGACAGUCUGAUCUUAGUAUUAACAGGAGAGUAGACCAGGAUCACUUCCAGCUUAAUACCUCUCAAAUAAAUAUAAGCAGGGAUAACAUGGACUUCAACCUAAGUGCAAUAUUCUAGUGAGCUUACAUGCAGUAAGCAAAUUUUGAUGUGAAAAUAUAGUACUGAUAGCACAGGAUUAGUUGAAAGGUGGUGAGCUGGGAGUUGUUUUAUCUAAUUUCAUCCAUCUAGGAGUUAAGCAUCUAAUCUAGGGCAAUAAUCUAAAUUUCCCUUAUAGAUGCUAGAGACUGGCUUCUCUAAUGGAUAAUUAAAAUUCUAGGAUGGAUUAAUCACUCACAAGAUGAUGGGCCUAGCCUAAAUAUAUUUAGAACAUGAUUUAUUAAGCCAUGAUGUAUAAAUUAGUAUUUCUAUAAGUUACAAUUUUCAUAGCAUUAUUAUACAAAAAAUCCAGAAUACUAUGGUUCUACUCAGAGGGUUAACAGAAAAGCACUAGGCAUGCUGAUUACAUUGGUGUAUCCGAACUGCUUUGCUUUUUUAGCCAGUGUUUGCUGAUUUUUUCAGAAAAUUCUUGAAAAAUUUCAAGUUUGAAAUAAUUUAAGUGUUGUUGUUUAAGGAAUUUCUAUAACCAAAUUAAUCUUAUUUUUAGCUCAACUUAUCACAGGAAUAAUAUGUAUCAUUGAUGCAGUGUAAGUCUGUAGUUAUCAAUUUUAUUAAUUCCACAAGUGAUUCCAGAAAUCUCUCUUUUUUUAAGUACUUACUAUAGAGCUUACAAUGGUGGCAUAGGUGACUGAGACUGUCUUUCUUAUUGGUAAACAAACAAUAUUGUAAUUUCAAGAAAGUCCUAAGAAUCAGCUUUUCAGUUUGGUAGUGUACUAGUUAGGGGAAAGCUAUCUCAUUACAUGCAUUGUGUAAAUCAUCUUUGUAGAUGAAGAUUGUUCAUAUUAAUGAACACAUUCUUUUUCCUUGACAUUGUAGCAGAAACUGUUUACUUGUUAAAGAACAACCAAUACAUUAAUUUGCUUCAGACUGUUAGAGGGGAAGGUGAGAUUCCAGUCAUUGACAAUGUUAUUGCGUUACAGUAGCCCUCAUCUAAUUUAAAUGUGGUGCAUACUACAAUAAGGAAAGCCAAACCUGUGAAUAAACUCCUGAAAAAGCCUGGUGGGUUUUUAUUCAGUUGGGUGCUCGCACACAGUAGCAUGUGACAGAAGGAAGGCUUUCAAGAAUUGUUGAAAUGAAAGCGAUAUAUCCACAAAUAAGAGCUAAAUUGCAAUCCUUUCCCUAUGGGGCAUAUAUGCUUGAAAAGAAAAAAAAUAAAGAAAAGAAAAGAAAAAUUGGCUCUGAGGUUUGCAGUGCUACUAUAUUACCACAGGGCAAGUACAUUAAAUCAUUGUUAUUUGCUAGCCUGGGGUAUAUGUUAGAAAAUGGCAUCUUUUUUAUUUAGUUUAGAUUGUGGGCAGGGAGAGCUUUCCUAAUAUUAUUGCAGUGCUUGCUAGUGCUGCCAUGGUUAAGGCUGUGUUAGUAUUUCCAUUAUAAACUCUUAGUCUCAAAGGUUUUUAAUUUGAUUGUAAAAAUUUGCUUCAGGCAGAAACUUGGCAUACAAUUUUUCAACUCAGAGUGAUUCUUUUCCUAAAAUAUGAGAGAAAUCAACUUGACCUCUUCAACAUUUAUUUUCUAAGUGUACACAAACAUUCACAGACACAAAGGUGGUUUUUAUGCAGCUCCUUUCAGAUGAGUUACGUUUUCAAGCACAUCUUGCAGGUUUUAACUACAAAGGUGACAGCUCAGACCUUUUGGGCAUUUUGAAAUCGAGGGAGAAAACUCAGUGAUCAAGAGCAAAAAUGUUCCACAUGUGGGAGAGUUUUAUUUUGACAUGACAAGCAUUUAAAGUUUGUACAGUAAUGGGUAUGUAUACACCCUACUGAGUGUUUAUGUAAUUCCUAAACCCAUUAGUUUAACUCUGGAGCCCCUGCUGGUCUAGUGGUAAAGGCGCCGCGCUAUCACCGCGGAGACCCGGGUUCGAUUCCUGGUCAGGGCCACUCCCGGGCAGGUGGGGCUCGUUAGCCCUUAAAGGCAACCCACCUACGUCCUAAGGACCUCGCUGCCACCGUCCAAGCUCGCUUGGCCCCGGCAGAUGAACCUUAGGAUUAAAGGGUGGGCUCAGUUCCGCGCACACUGUGUCUCACCUAAAAAAUCCAAUGCGCAGGCUGGAAGGUGGAAAGACCUUCCCCGGAUCUUCGCUCGCGAAGACUGGCCAUUAUUAGUUUAACUCAUUCCACAUAGAAAAUGCUAAAUGUGAAUAUGCUGAGUUUCCCUGUAAGACUGGGUAAAGAAGCAGUUUCGUUCUAUGUUUUAUAGUAGCACCAUGGACAAAGCUGACAAGACAUCAGCAAAAAGGGUCCACAAAGAGAGGAAUCAAAGGGACAUGCUUUCUCUUCAGGGAAAAAAAUUGGUCUCAAUAAGACGGAGUUGAAAGCUCACACUGAAUAAGAGGGGUAUUAAAAGCAAUUUAAAAAGCGUAAGUAUGGAAUCAUUUGAAAACCAUAAAAGUGCAAGGGAGCCACACAGUGUAGUGAAUUCAUGCGCAGAGCUAAUCACAAACUAAGCUGGAGCAAAUUUACAGCUACAAACAGGCAUAAUUAAUACACAAAUCAAACACACCCAGUGGCAGAUGGAAUUGAAAUCCUAGUUCUUUUAGCAAACAUAAUGCAGACCUCUUCCUCAUAUAUUCACUAAAUGAGACCGUGUGUAGCUAUUUGAAGUAGUGUUGCGUAAGGGCUAGUGGGGAAAUUAGGUGUUUAAGAAAUGGCUGCAAAUUAAUUGUUUUUAGUAGCAACUCUGCAGCACGCCUCUACCUCAGUGGGUCCUUUGGGAAAUGACAGCUUUCAAAAAGUGACGCCUAUGCAUUUUAUAAUUGUCUGCAUGUAUACUUGGAUAGGCCAUGCCAAAUGGCUUCAGUAAGAAUUGAGUUGCUAUAAUGAGGCUUCAUGUUGUCUGCAGUUUUUUGCAGCAGAGGCCAGAGGAAGGGGCACAGUAUCCAUGAAAUAAAGAAUUUGUGGAUUGACCCACCUAUAAUGGAGAUGUCUUCCUAAUACUUCUUAGUAAUUGACUUGAGUGAUAAACCACAGUGCUCAGUCAUGUCCACAAAUAUUCUCUGUACCUAAGUACAGAGGGGACACAGGAUAGAGUUGUGCCAUUUUCUAGACAUCCGCUUACAGUGCUCCACAUUUUGUCAAGCCGUGUGUAAAUAUCGGAUGGGGAAAAUAACUGUUUAUGCCAAAUGAUAGAGCUAGAAAAAAACAUAUAAGAAGUGAUUGGCCAUGAUAAUUGUGGACUGACCUUUUAAAGAUGGUUUCCAACAAAUUGUCAGACAGAUUUUUGAGAGUUUGUCCAGUAGAACCAUCAGAACCAAGAAACUCCAACUGAUUUUUAGGUGCAACUUGAUCCAUUCACGAGAAACUUGCCUCUUGAGGUGUUUCUGAUACAUCCUCUUAUGUGUGUCCAUUUGUAGGAAGACUCUGGAAUCAGAAAGCCUAAAGAUACAUUUGUUUCUAUGUAUCUAACAGAUUUUAAAGUUAAUGACGGGUUAUUCAAACACAUCUAAUUUUAGGUGUCUGGAUUAAAAAACCACAGUGAUGAAAAAGAAGCUUAGCUUACUUGUCUCGAGUUACUCUUAGGAAGAGCUGACAUUACUACCAUGGCUAUUACUGCUGCUGCUAGUAUUGCUGUUUCUAUUACCACUACCACUAUUGCUGUUCAGAGGCAAUUCUUUUUUUGACCUACACUUCUCCAUUAGGUGCCUGGAAUGCUUCAAACUUGCUAAUAAGACCAGAAGGGUCUGAUAUGAAUAAAAGCACCUAUAAAUUUGUUUUCUUUUCAAACAGAAUGCCCACAGCUAUUGAAUCUGGUGCCCAUCAUACGGUGAGAGUUUGAGAAUUGGAAAGAUUGAUAUUGGUAAAUUCAAAGAAGGAUUAUUUGUAAGCUAUAAAUACAAUGUUCAAGGGAAUUCCUGGUGCUGUGUCUUGCAAAAGAGGAUGACACACUUUUUUUCCUCUUCUGAAAAUCCAAGCAUGUAGGAAAAGGCAAAUAAACAUUUAAAAUAUGAACUUCUGGCAAUUUGGUGUUUAUCAUUAAUCUUAACUAGGUGUAGUCUUUGUGAAAUUGCUUCACUGUAAUAGGGAGAUAGAAUUUAAGGUAGAUAACAUCAGAUCUUGACAACUUUUGCCAUUGAUAGUUAAAGGAAGAGAGGAAUCAAAUUGACUGACUGAUGCUAAAACAAGAAGUACUUCAGGAGAGGCAUUUCCAGACAGAGGUGAUGGGAAAAAGCAGGGAGGAGGAUGACUUUGGAAUAAUUCUAAGAGGUAAAUUUAUCACUUGCCAUUUGUGCUGACCUUCGGUGUCUUAUCUGAGGGGGAAAAAAAUUAACUGGUCCAAGGUUAACCUAUUUUUAAUUUUUUUAAGGAAUUAAUAAUAAGCUUUUUUAUUCUGCCUGAAAGGAAAUUGUUGAAGGAUUAUUUCAUUGUGAAAUUAAAUUGCACUUUUCUCAUGCAUACUAAAAAACCAUCUAAGGAAGUAGUGGCCUUUAAACAAAUUUGUAAAUUAUUUCAGUUUAGAAAAAUUUUCAUUUCAUUUGAAAAGUAAGAAACUUAGGAAUUGCUAUGUGGUUUGAAUGGCGUAGAUGAAUCUCUAAUUUUCAAGGUACUAAUUAAGUAAUUUCUAUAUGGCAUAUAUUCAUGCAAAGAUAAGGAGGGAAGCCAAAUGGGAUUUUUCCAAAUGUGAAGGAACAGAAAUGAGAUCUGAUAUUAUCAUCUUAAUUUUUGAGCUAAGUUUUUAAGUUACUGCUUACUUUUCUGAAAAGUAUUUGCUCUAAGUAGGUAAUAGAAUAGAAAAGGAAAAAUCACUUAGUACUUCAGCUCUAGUCUCAGAUUCUAAUGACUUCAUGAUUCUUGAACAGAGAAUCACUGCAAUAUAUUUCAAUUCAGUCAUCACAAGCAAGCCACCAAGGAGUUAGUUCCACCUGCAUUCCUGAGGAGGUGUGCACAGGCUUGAAAAACUAGUCAUGCAGCCACAUCCUAGCUUUUCCACAUAAGCCUCUGCACCAAAGUGAGUCUCAAUGAGCAUGGUUAUGAAAAAAGGAAGUAAUUAUUCAGAAAAUUCUCACUUCAUGUGUUAAUUUCCCAGAACAGGAGGUGAGUUUGGAUAGGCAUAUGGAAAUUAAAUAUAGUAGUGGACUGAGAGGCUUUGUAUCUGGUGCCCUACAACAUUAUAUAUAUGAAUUCUCAUGAGAAAUGUGAAUACUAUUUUACUGUGGAAGCCUGCUGAAUCCCACUAAUGACUGGAAGUUUCAUUGUAAAUGGCUGGAUUUUGGGAAUUAACAGAUAAAUGGAGAAAUACAAUAAAAAGCCAGAGGAUAAUACAUUGUA
Messenger RNA from Myiozetetes cayanensis, 11652 nucleotides. RefSeq names its product doublecortin like kinase 1 (gene DCLK1). Gene Ontology annotation, cellular component: neuron projection; axoneme. Bases 349 to 2538 code for a protein of 729 amino acids. The transcript has 18 exons. The record is from RefSeq and is a predicted model, not a curated record. Gene Ontology annotation, biological process: retina development in camera-type eye; intracellular signal transduction; axoneme assembly. Gene Ontology annotation, molecular function: microtubule binding; ATP binding; protein kinase activity. NCBI's taxonomy places the organism in Eukaryota, Metazoa, Chordata, Aves, Passeriformes, Tyrannidae.